Molecule: messenger RNA, 4759 nt
Organism: Cuculus canorus (common cuckoo)
Lineage: Eukaryota; Metazoa; Chordata; Aves; Cuculiformes; Cuculidae
Gene: KANSL1
Product: KAT8 regulatory NSL complex subunit 1
Cellular component (GO): NSL complex
Molecular function (GO): histone acetyltransferase binding
Source: RefSeq, a predicted model, not a curated record
CGGGCGAGCCCAUCCCCCCUGCCGCCGGGGCGCGCGCGGGCGGGGGGGGCGCGGCGGCCGUCCCCCGGCCGCGCUCGGCUCGCCGGCGGCGCCCGUUCCGCGGGGGCCGCGCCCGGACCGCGCUCGCCGCUUGUCACGUGGCUGCCCUCAGGAAAGGCAGUGGGGGGCAGUGGAACUGGCCUCAGCACUGGGAGAGGCUGGACGUCCUGUCUCUCUGUGCUGAAUGGCUGCGAUGGCGCCCGCUCUCACUGAUGCAGCAGCUGAAGCUCACCACAUCCGAUUCAAGCUGGCUCCCCCGUCCUCCACCUUGUCUCCUGGCAGUGCCGAAAGCAACGGCAACGCCAACAACAUCCUCCUGGCUGCGAACGGCACCAAAAGGAAAGCCAUUGCUCCAGAGGAUCCCAGUUUAGAUUUCCGAAACAGCCCUACAAAGGAAGAGCUGGGCAAGCUGCAGCCGCUAGUGGCCUCUUAUCUCUGCUCAGAUGUAACAUCUGUUUCUUCAAAAGAGCCUCUGAAGCUGCAAGGAGUCUUCAACAAGCAGACAGUCCUUAAAUCUCACUCUCUCUUAUCUCAGUCCUUCUUGAAAACAAGUGAUCUGUUGGGGAGGCAACCGGUAUUGGAAUUCACUUUGGAGAAUCUAAAAACAAUGAGUACUAAUAGCCAGCCACCUCUCCCACAAGCGCCUGUAAAUGGCUUGGCCAAGAAAUUGGCCAGAAGUACUACUUCAGACCAUGAAAACUCUAGUUCUGUGAAUGGUGGGAAGUGUGCUCAUCCUUCUCCUGCCCUCCAGGGUGUUGACUGUAAUGCAGGAGGUUCUGAACUGGGGGACUUGAAGACGGGGUUGACCAAUUGCACUCUUCCACAUAGAAGCCUUGAUGCAGAGCACACAACUCCAUUUAGCAAUAAUAGCACUGCAAAGAAAUUUUCCCUUAAUUCCAUGGAGCAACAGCGGGUGCUCGAGGGCAGCAGUGGAGAGACUAGGUUGCCCGAGGUUGCCAGUCAUUCUGACUUUGGGAGCAGUAAGCUGGAGGAGCAGAAACCUUCUCUGUUGGCUGGUCACCAUAGUGUUGUCGACUCUGAGAUGAGGACGAGGGCAUUGCUGCGACGGCAGGCAGACAUUGAGAACCGUGCCCGCAGGCUGCAGAAACGCUUGCAGGUAGUACAGGCAAAGCAGGUGGAGAGACACAUUCAGCAGCAGUUGGGUGGCUUCUUGGAGAAAACUCUGAGCAAGCUUCCAACUUUGGACCCCCUGAGGCAUCGGAGCCAGCUGAUGUUGACCAGAAAAGCAGAAGCAGCCUUGAGGAAAGCUGCGAGUGAGACAGUUACGUCAGAAGGCCUAAGCAGCUUCUUGAAGAGCGAUUCAAUAUCGGAUGAACUGGAGAGAUUCACGGCCAGUGGUAUGGCCAACUUGAGAUCCAGCGAACAAGCGUUUGACUCUGAUGUCACCGACAGCAGCUCAGGAGGAGAGUCUGAUGUUGAAGAGGAGGAACUGACCAAAGCAGACCCCGAACAACCCCACGUACCGUUGAGACGAAGGGCAGAGUGGAGAUGGGCAGCAGACCGUGCAGCUAUCGUCAGUCGCUGGAAUUGGCUCCAAGCCCACGUCUCAGACCUGGAAUACCGAAUCCGGCAGCAAACGGACAUUUACAAGCAGAUCAGAGCCAAUAAGGGGCUGAUAGUUCUUGGUGAAGCAUCACCCCCUGAACCUGCAAUAGAUGAUGCGUCUCGUCCUAUUAGUGCUGAAGUUAAGCUGGAACCUGGGGCUGACCGGCUGAGUGUUCCCAGAUCCCAGCCACUCGAGAACUUUGGUGUUUCUGCUGCAAGUACUCCUGAAUCCCUUCCUGCCAAGCCCUGUGGAGCACCAAGACCCGUCAAUGGAGUUAUUAACACGUAAGCUCCUGGCCUGGCAGAACCACUCAGGGGAGAUGGCCAGGAAGCUGAUGAACUCUCGCAUAAAAAGCAACGACUGAACAUGGUUUCUUCAUCUUUGGAUGGAACUUAUGUAGCAGCUCGCACGCGCCCAGUUCUGAGCUGUAAGAAGCGACGGCUUGUUCGACCUAGCAGCAUCAUGCCUCUUUCCAAAAAGGUCCAUCGUAACAGCCUGGUGCGUUGUAGCUGUGAUGUGAACCCUUGUUGUGGUCUAUGUGGCACUCGAAGCUCGGCAACUCUGGAAAUACAGUAUGAUGCUCCUUUGCUGGAGCGCCUCUCCCAGCUGGAUUCCUGUAUUCAUCCUGUCCUGUCCUUCCCAGACGAUGUGCCGAUGAGCUUGCACUUCCAGAGCAUGUUGAAGUCUCAGUGGCAGAACAAACCCUACGAGAAAAUUAAACCUCAAAAGCUCUCGCUCAAGCACAGAGCUCCCAUGCCUACCAGCAGCCUGUCUGACUCUGCUCGUAAGGACCGUCACAAGCUGGUGAACUCCUUCUUCACUGCAGCCAUGUUGAAGCAUCACACAGACAGCAGUGGCCCAAGCUACUUUCCAGCAGCUUGUGACCGCCAACCUCACAGCCCUCUAGCACGGCAACUGUCCACCUCUUCAGAAGGCUCCACUCCUGCCAGUGCAAGUUCACAGGGUACCUCCAGUACAACUGUAACAGCAAGGAGGAGGAGAGGCGAAAGUUCAUUCGAUAUUAACAACAUUGUCAUCCCGAUGUCUGUUGCGUGCACAACUCGUGUGGAGAAACUGCAGUACAAGAGGGUGCUGUGUUGCAGCUGGCGUGAAGUGGACAUCAGCACUCUGAAAGCCAACCCUGAUGAAGACAAGGAGGAGAUCGAGGACUUGUCUGAUUCGGCCUUUGCCGCUCGGCAUGGCAAAUGUGAAGAGAUGGAGCGGGCCCGGUGGCUUUGGAGCACAAGCAUGCCCCCGCAGCGGCGGGGCAGCAGGUCCUACAGAUCGACAGAUGGGCGGACGACCCCCCAGCUGGGGAACCCCUCGACUCCCCAGCCGGCAUCCCCUGAUGUGGGCAGUUGCCAAUCCCAUUCAGAACUAUCCCACACUCACUCCCCGCGCAGCCCCAUCAGCCCUGAACUGCUCUCUGGCCCCCUCACCCCCAUCUCCCGUGACUCCAUGCGGCUCCUGUCCAUCGAGGACACUCGUUGCUCCACGCCUGAGGCUGGCCUUGAUGAGCAGGCUGUGCAGCCCUGGGACCGACGCACCUUCCCACUCUCGUAUGAUCCCAGGACAGAGUGCGAGGACCAAGCUGAUCCCCAGGACCGGUCAUCGCGCUGCACCCGGCGCACAUCAGGCAGUAAAUCCUCCCGGGAGACCGAUAGUGCUCCUGUUUUGCCCAACCUGGCCAGCCUCAAGAGCCGAACCCCACUGGUGACAGCCCCCCUCCCCUCCUUCUCCUCUUCCUCCUCCUCUUCCUCCUCCUCUUCCUUCUCUGCAGUCCAGCGGCCAGCGAACAGAUAGAGACGUGCGGGAAGACAUGAGCAAAACCAACAUACAGAACUAACUCUUGGCAUUAAAGCUUCCAAAAUCUGCGUUUGAUAUUCAAACAUCCUGCCGGGAAUUUUCACAGUUUUUAGUGAAUUUAAGGAGUUUAGAAACUGUUUUUUGUUUUGUUUUGGUUUUUUUUUUCCUCCUUCUCCAUGUUUCCUGUCACACAGAUGAGCCCCCAGAUUCCUCCCAGCAGAGUGAAGCCUCAGGAGGGGAGCAGCCCACCAGACACUUUCCCUCAUUCUGCUCCUCCCCUUUUAGGUGUAUGAAACUAGGGCACAGGAUUUAGCUGACUAGCAGACUUCGGGGAUAGUUUUUCUCAAGCAAAAGGGUAUCUUUUUCUCUUAACCUGCCUCCCUGCCCCUCCCCAAAAGGUUUUAGUGGAGUGAAAUUAGUGGUGAAAAGUGAUGUCUUGGGAUUGCAACCUUCACUGACUGGCUGUCCUGAGGUGCAGGGUGCCUGUCCCGCACUUCCACCCUGUGGUGUUUCCCUGCGAUAGUUUGUAUCCUGAGGGAUGACUCUGCCUGCGCUCCUCCAGUCUCCCCUCUGCCACCUCCUCGUUCUGCUUUCCUGGUUUGGGAGCAGCCGAGGUCUGGCUGCCCUGUCCAGUGGGGGGAAAAGGAGGGACCCUUUCAGCCACUUCAUCCACAGGUCUGCAUGGGAGGAGUGGGAUUUCGGAAGCAGCCUUGUUCACACUGUGUGCGUUUCUCCCAGGUCAAAGGGAGGAAGAGAGUAGAGUCCCCAGCCCGACAGAGUCAGAUGUUUAGGUCAGGAGUCACAGUGCAUUUAAGGGACAACCCUGGGGAUGCAGCUGUUGGCAGCAGCUUUCAGCGGGGGAAUGUGGGUCUGCAGACAGAGCUUGGGCUCUGCCCUCACACCCCACCCCAUAGGGUUGGGAUGGUGGAGUGGAGGCAGCUCGGCCACAGCACAGAGGAACCAUUGACAGCAGCAGGAGCAUUCCACACCUGGAAGCAGAUGUUGCAGCUCCACGUUUCAUGGCCAGGUGGCCAGUGUGGUCCCCAUGGGUGAGUUUGAUCUCAGAAAAGGGGAAAUAAGAGAGGGAAUGGGGGCAAGGAUGAAUGCGGGGGGAGGAGAGGGAGGGGUAUUGUUGUGGUCCGUCACCACUGCUUCAGUCCACUUCCAUGCAGUCUGAGAACAGGUGUCAUUUCUGUUUCUCUGGCCCAUCCUUGUUCUGGCGUGCUGCCUCCUGACGGGGGUUUUAUUUUGAAGCUAAGUUCACUGUUGUUCCCCCCCAACCCCUGGUCCUUCUGCACCUGCUGUGACUCCCUGAUCAUGCACACCGUUCCCAUCUGUAAUGCUUUC